AUGUCCGAUACGCUUCAACCAAAACAUCGCUCAUCAUCCUACCAACGCCUGAAAGCCAAACUGAAGCGCAACCCUUCCUCAUAUACAGCCGUCGACAAGAAGGAUUGGCCCAGACCACAAAAUGUAACCGAUCUACUGAUUCAUGCAAUCAAAGGAGGAGGCAGAGCAUUCCUAUUGGCAUAUGGUAUUCGAGCUGGUGUUAUCUUUUGUUUAAGCCUGCUACGAGUGAUCCGAAAAAGGGCUGCGUUCGGCAAUAUCAUUACAGCAUCGCUUAAAAAUGAGACGGCAUUACGAUUUGCUGGCAUGUUUGGAAGCUUUGCAUUCUUAUGGAAACUAGUCAACAAUGGCAUGCGGAUUUAUCGUGACAAGGAUGAUCGUUUGAAUGGAUUGGUCGCUGGUGCCGUUGCUGGAUUGGCUAUUUUAUGUGAAAAGCAAGAGAAACGGGUGGAUAUUGCACAACAGCUUUUUGUCAGAGCUUUGCAAGGCGUCUACAAUGCUGGCAAGGCAAGGGAUAUCUUAUACUUUAAACAUGGUGAUGCACUUUUGUUUGGCUUGGCUUGUGGUCAAAUUCUAUACGCAUAUACGAUGCAACCACACACUUUGGACCCUGGAUAUUACAACUUCAUGGUUAAAACAGCACGUGUCCCUGGUGACCUUCUCAUCCUCAAUGAAAAGAACGUACGUGGAUUCCCAGUCAGCCAACAAGAAGCCUUAGCAGCGGUCAACAAAUUUCGCCCCACAAAAAAUGCGUUGGCAAUCACCAAAGCCAUGCCAGAGUAUCCAGCUGCCAUUCCUUGUGAGAUGAUUCACCCUUGGGUGGAUGGAUGUCAUAAUACGGCUGUCGAACGAUUCCUGAAGGUAUGCCAGGCCAUGUUUCCAGUCUAUGGCACAUUGCAUUUUGUACCAAUGCUAUUACUUCGCACCAAACAUCUUCGCAAAGACCCAAAAGGUAUGCUUGCAAAGACAUCCCUCGCCACCCUCAAGUCAUGUGCCUUUCUCGGUCUAUUCGUCAUGCUCUAUCAAUACCAAGUCUGCAUGCAUCGCAAACUCAUGGAUGCUGGUGUGAUCAGCAGUAACAGCAAAUACUUUUAUGGCAUCUUUGGUUUCGUUUGCUCGUUCUCAUCCAUCUUUUUGGAGGAAAAGAAACGUCGUGGAGAAUUGGCCAUGUAUUGCUUGCCCAUUGCUCUCAAGAGUGCAUACCAAAUUGCCUAUCAACGCAAAUGGAUUAUCCAUAUCAAGCAUUUCGAGGUGAUGAUGACUAGCGUUGCCAUGGCUAUCAUUAUGUCUUUUUAUCAAGAAGAGCCCGAUGUUUUAUCCUCUUUUGUUCGAAAGAUCAUGUAUCAAUUCUUUGGAAAGAACUAA
Lichtheimia ornata is the source of this 1362-nucleotide messenger RNA. RefSeq lists its product as uncharacterized. Lineage: Eukaryota; Fungi; Mucoromycota; Mucoromycetes; Mucorales; Lichtheimiaceae. Bases 1 to 1362 code for a protein of 453 amino acids. The transcript is spliced from 7 exons. The record is from RefSeq and is a predicted model, not a curated record.